Molecule: messenger RNA, 1743 nt
Organism: Adineta ricciae
Lineage: Eukaryota; Metazoa; Rotifera; Eurotatoria; Adinetida; Adinetidae
Source: the annotation of a GenBank genome assembly
AUGUCAUCGAUUUCGCAAUCGAGUAAUCAUAUCAAAAACACAGUCGUAAUGAAAUUGGAAUCAUUACCUGUUGAAUUAUUACUAGGUUUCUUCGACUAUUUCUCUACAAAUGAUCUUUUCCAAAAAUUUCUUCAUCUCAACGCUUAUUUUGAUUCGCUCGUAUUCGAUUAUGUUAGACUGAAAGGCUUAAACUUUCGAUCAAUAUCUCAAAUUGACUUUGAUACAAUAUGUCUCAAAUAUCUGCCGAACAUGGCCAAUCAAAUAGCAUCUCUUGCUCUGUCAAACAGUCAAAGUACUCCAACACAGAUAACUCGAUUCUUUAAAUAUGGUUUUAAUCUCAGCCAAUUUACUUGUCUUACAUCUCUUUCACUCUGCGCUAUUUCCUCGGGACCAGCAGUAGAUCAAAUCCUAUCGGAAUUGUCUCAUCUGGAUCAUUUUACUCGUUUAGUUUUUAAACAAUGUUCGUUUCCGAUGAGAGGUGCACCAGGAAGAAUCAAUGCAAUUUGGAGUCUUCCCAAGUUAAGUCAUUGUUGUCUGGAAAUAUAUGCUGAUUUGUUCCGUGCGCCAACGGUGAUUUCAUCCAGCAUUCGCUCGUUUUCUUUGUAUGUGAGUCUAGCCGACAAGGAAGAACUCGCGAGAUUGUUUGCACAUACGCCUUAUCUACGAUAUUUCUCAACGAAUCUUCUGUUCGGAUGGUAUUCUUUCGUUACUUUGCCACCAAAUAUACUCAUCAAAACAUUGUCUUUGUCGCUUUUUAAUGUACAAGCCACUGUACUCGUGUCUUGCUUGCAACAAUUUGUUAAUUUGCGUCGGCUAAAGCUUGGGAUGAUUUAUUGUUUUAUUUAUGGUGACCAAUGGGAGCAAAUGAUUAAAACUCAUCUUCCAAAUCUAACAGUAUUUCAAUUUCGAAUGAAAUCUGCAUUUGACAAGGAAAACAAUUGCGAAGAACGUAUCGAUGAGAUUUUCCAAACAUUUCGAAGUCCAUUUUGGCUUGACGAACGUCAUUGGUAUGUACGCUGUGAUUGGAGCCCAGAUUAUGGGAAAAUGUCUCUAUAUACUGUACCGUACGCUUUCGAGGAUUUUACUUUCGAAUACUCCGUUAUCUCGAAAUCAACAUAUCCGUGUAAAUCUAGUCAACGUUUAUAUGAUUCGGUACAUCAACUUACCUACAAAGCUCGAUUAUUGCCAUGGUCCACUCGAUCACGAAUACAAUUUUUCAAUAUUCGCACACUAAUUGUCGAAUUUCCGAUCAGUGACUUCUUCUAUUCAAUGGUGCCGAAUUUCGAACAAUUGACAGCACUCGAAGUUUCAUCGAAUGAUCGAAGUACACAUCCGACCCUACAAUUACAAAUCUUACUCGAUCGAUCACCAAAUUUGCAAUCUUUACACUUUCGUAUAUGGCCGUCAUCAAAUGUGAUGCAAAACCCACCGUUUGAUAGCAGAAGUACUUCUAUCCGUCAGUUAGAUUUGAGAUAUAUGAAUCGGUGUUAUGAUAAUGAACAAUGUAUCGCGUUGGCUCAGUCGCCACUCGGUAGACAGUGUGAAAUACUGACUCUGACUGUAAAAAAUAAAAGUUGUAUAUUUGAUCUAGUGAAUAACAUGCAUAACUUGCGAACUCUAGCUGUUACUUAUGAUGAAAGUAACAUCACACACCAUGUAUGGUCAUCAACAAAAGAUCAACUUAUCGAAGAACUUGGUCUGGGUGCUCGAUUCAAUGAAUCAUUUCAAAGAGGUGAUGAAUGA